AUGUCGCUUCCUUAUCGUGACAUCAACGUCCAUGCGGCGCCGGAUUCUUACACCUUUACCUCGCCGUCGUCGCCAAAUGCCCCAGCUUUGACCAUCGACCGUCCCACAGGAGAUAUUCGUCUGACUGAGGGAAAUGCACUUUCCGGGAAGCGUGUUCAGCGGGUUUCCAGCAUCGCAGGUAUCCUGGGAAUCAUCAGUCUCCGACUCGAUAAGUAUGUCAUCAUUAUCACCAAAGCGCAGCCGGCAGGCCGUCUCAAGGGUCACAUGGUCUACCGGAUUGUCUCGACCGACCUUCUCCCUUUGCGUGAGCGCCAGAUUCGCGAUGCCGAGGAGGAUAGGUUCCUCACCCUACUUAGGGCGUUCAUAAAAGACAGCCCCAUGUACUUUUCGUACUCUGUCGACCUUACCAACAGCUUCCAGCGCCAGUCCCAGCACGGCAACAAUACCCCGCUAUGGAUGCGCGCCGAUGACCGCUUCUUCUGGAACAGGUUCGUGCAGACGGAUUUGAUCAACUUCCGCUAUACCGGCUCGCGCGCCAACCCGGGCGCCCAAAAGGAUGUCGACCCUUUCAUCCUGCCCGUCAUGUUCGGCAUGCUCGAGAUCCACAAGACACACUUCAAAAACACCCCCAUUACCCUGGCUCUGAUCACCAGGCGCUCUCGCUUCCGUGCGGGCACGAGGUAUCUGAACCGGGGUCUUGAUGCAGAAGGUCAUGCCGCCAACUACAACGAAACAGAACAGGUACUGGUCAUGAACGACAGUGGCGAUGGCAUGGGCGGCUUUGCGGGCAGCUCGGACAUGCAAAGUGGAAAGAUUGGCGGUGCCAAGGAGAUGCAAAUCUUUUCAUAUGUUCAAACGCGAGGCAGCAUUCCGGCUUUCUGGGCCGAGGUCAAUGCCCUCAAGUACACGCCUAAGCUUCAGGUAAAGAGCAUUGAAUCUGCGUUGCCUGCCGCUGCUGCUCAUUUCAGAGAGCAGGUUCAAAUCUAUGGCGACAACUAUCUUGUCAACUUGGUGAACCAGAAGGGUCGCGAAAAAGCUGCGAAAGAGGCUUACGAGGAGGUGGUUCAGAGGCUAUCUGCAUCUUCGACAAAGGAGCGUACGGUCGCCGAUCAACGGACGGACGAGAAAUUUCACACAAUCGAGCCGACCAACGCGCAGAACAUAUUUGACCGGCUGCAUUAUAUCUACUUCGACUUUCAUGCAGAGACAAAGGGCAACAAGCUCCACCGCGCUCAACUUCUCCUAGAUCAGUUAAAGGAUGUCCUGGAGGCCCAGGGUUACUUCUGUGCAACGGAAUCCGCGGCCUCGGCUCUUGACGGCAAGAUGGAAGUACGGACCUACCAGACUUCGGUUGUCCGGUCCAACUGCAUGGACUGUUUGGACAGGACAAAUGUUGUACAGUCGAUUCUCGGCCGUCACAAGCUCGACCGGAUGUUCAUCAGCUUGGGACUCAUGGCCGAAGGCAGGACAUUCAAGGAUGAAGACCCUAAGUUCGAGUUCCUCUUCCGCAACCUCUGGGCUGACAACGCCGAUAUGGUGUCCAAAAGCUACGCCGGGACGGGCGCUAUGAAGACGGACAUGACACGGAUGGGUAUUCGUACCAAGGCCGGUGCGCUGCAGGACGGCAACAUUGCCAUUACGCGGUACUUCAGGAACAACUUCCUUGAUGGGCCGCGCCAAGACAGUUUCGACAUCUUCCUGGGUGCCUACCAGCCUGCCGCAGCGGCAAACAUUGGCUCAGGGCUAAUCUUUGCCGACCGGAGGCCACUACUCAUCCAGGCUAUUCCAUAUAUAAUGGGCUUCAGCAGCUUCCUCGUCUUCGUUGCUCUGUUCACAAAGAGGAUGCCCGAUGCGGCGGUCAUGCCGCUGCGCUUGUUUACCUUGUUCUUCUUUGCCGUGGCUGCCUGGUGCGGAUAUUUUAUCAUCAACAACGGCAUAUUAUACGUCAACUGGCCCAAGCUGAACCCCCGUCCAUGGGCUCAGGAGGGUUACCAGGAGACCAUUAGCAAGGUUAGGCGGGACAAGAUCAUCGGGCCCUUUGUGGCGAAGCACGAAAGGGGCCUCAGCACAGCAAGGUAUAUUAGCGCUGAGGAGGGGAAGAAGAGAGUCGAGUAG
Messenger RNA from Pyricularia pennisetigena, 2115 nucleotides. RefSeq lists its product as uncharacterized. The coding region runs from base 1 to 2115 and encodes 704 amino acids. Gene Ontology annotation, biological process: phosphatidylinositol dephosphorylation. Lineage: Eukaryota; Fungi; Ascomycota; Sordariomycetes; Magnaporthales; Pyriculariaceae. Gene Ontology annotation, cellular component: endoplasmic reticulum. Gene Ontology annotation, molecular function: phosphatidylinositol-4-phosphate phosphatase activity. The transcript is spliced from 3 exons. The record is from RefSeq and is a predicted model, not a curated record.